AUGGCAUCUCCGCAGAUACAGCAUGAGGGCCUUCGUGCCAUUUUCACGGGGAUUGAGAGGGUGUCCGAGGGGGUCACGGUGAAUGAGUUUAGGGGUAUCAAGUACGCGUCUGUUCCCGCGCGGUUUGAGCGGGCGCAGCCGGUGGAUGGCUUUGGGGAUGCUGUGGUUGAUGCUUCUUCAUACGGGCCGAGGUGUCCGCAGGUCGAUGUCGACGUUCGCCAUUUGCUGCGCAUUCCAGAGGACUUUCCAAUCGAAAGGGAGCCUGAGGAUGAGUUUGAAUGUCUGAAUUUGGACAUCACCUGUCCUCCGGCGUCUUCGGCUAAGGGACCUCUUCCUGUGCUCUUGUGGAUUUAUGGAGGAUCGCAGGUGGUGACCUUUUGCUCAGCUGCAUCGAAGAUCUGCGAUCCCGUCAAGAUCGUCGCGGACUCUAUCAAGUCCGGCCAGCCUAUCAUCUUCGUCUCAAUCAACUAUCGACUCAACAUCUUCAGCUUUGGCGACGGCAAGGAGAAGAACCUUGCUAUCAAGGAUCAGAAACUGGGUAUUGAGUGGGUGCGGAACAACAUCGCUGCCUUUGGAGGCGAUCCGAACAACAUCACGUUGGCCGGAGAAAGUGCCGGGGCAGUUUAUACGCAUGCCCAUCUCGUCACUGGUACACCAGUCAAGAGGGCCGUCCUGGCAUCUGGAUCCCUCUAUCUCUCUUCUCCCUUGCCAAUAGAGAAGGGCCAGGGACUAAUCAAUGCGCUGGAAGCCAAGGUGCAGGAACUGGGCGAGCCGUCGCUUCGGUUAGCGUCAGUGCCGGCUCUGUUGCAGGCAUUACGAGAGUGCAAUGUGAACACUAUGUGGAUACAGGAGGAUGAGGACUUUCAAGGAUGGGAAACCAAGUCCGAGCUGGUGGACGAACUCAUGAUUGGUGAUACUGAAUAUGAGUCGGUUAUCUGGAGGAACGGUAUCGAGACAUUCGAUGGAGAAGCGAUUACUGCAGCCUUCGAGCAAAAUGAGAAAUGGGGUCCGAAGCUACGCAAGAUGUACCAGGUUGUCGCGGAUCGACCCACUGCUUGCAAGUUGGGUGCACUGGACCUUGUGAAUGAUGUCCGUUAUACGCUGCCAGUAGAAGUUGUUGCCGAGAAACUACAGGCAGCUGGGAAACGAGUCUACAAGUAUGUGGUUGACCAGGCCAACCCGUGGCAGGCAUCCAGCCGAGCCCAUCAUGCUGUUGACCUGCUAUUCUUGUUUGACGGCGCCGACCUGUCCUUCAACCCUGCUGCACAAGCGGUUGGUCAGGAGAUGCGGAGCCGUUGGGUGCAGUUCGUCAACGGUGGUAGUCCAUGGUCUACCGAGCAGAGAUUCGCGUACGGACCUCUGGGGAGCUGCGGAGAGAUUUCUGAAGCACAGUUUGCAUCUAGACGGCGGGUUGAGCAUGUUAAAGUUCUUAGGGAGGCUGGAAUGGGUGUCUAUAUGCCUAUUGUAUUUGCCUUGACGGCAGGCAAGAUUAGCUUGUUGAAUUAG
Aspergillus niger is the source of this 1506-nucleotide messenger RNA. RefSeq lists its product as uncharacterized. NCBI's taxonomy places the organism in Eukaryota, Fungi, Ascomycota, Eurotiomycetes, Eurotiales, Aspergillaceae. The transcript has 6 exons. The record is from RefSeq and is a predicted model, not a curated record. The coding region runs from base 1 to 1506 and encodes 501 amino acids.